Molecule: messenger RNA, 710 nt
Organism: Seminavis robusta
Lineage: Eukaryota; Bacillariophyta; Bacillariophyceae; Naviculales; Naviculaceae
Source: the annotation of a GenBank genome assembly
GUUACGGGAGUCUGCAAAACUUGCCGCCAACAAAAAUGUUGCCCAACAAAAAUUAUGCCAAUCCGGAAAUGCCAGUUGGAUCCACCAGCUGCCCACAAAACCAUACCUGAACAAAAAAAUUGACAUACCACAAGCCAGAAACCCCAACCAACACACAACAACACAACACAACAACCAAGGACCAUGAAAAUUGAAUACCUCGAAAUGGUUACACCCGAUGUGGACGCAUUGUGCAAGAUCCAGGCCACCAUUCACGGAAUCGAAUUCGGAGAUCCGGUGCCCAAUCUGGGAAAUGCCCGUACCGCAAAAAUGGCCAAUGGCGGCGUGAUUGGCAUUCGAGGUCCCAUGCGCCCCGACGAAAGUCCAGUGACUCGAAGCUACAUGCUCGUCCAAGAUUUGCCAAAAGCCAUGGCGGCAGCCAAAGAGGUUGGUGCUGAAAUCGCCAUUGAAAGCAUGGAUCUACCCGGCCACGGAAAAAUUGGAAUGUUCAUCCAAGGAGGAAUUGAAUGCGGGUUGUGGCAGAACGAAUCAUGAAAAAGUCAACACUGCAUUAUGUUUAUUGGAGAGCUGUCACAUGUAGUUUUAAAGAGGAAUGGCAAUAAUUUUUUACCUGGCUGCUGCUGCUCGGUGUUUGUGGCUUUGCUUUAGUGCUACCGUAUGAACGUGGUGUUUGUGGGUAUAUCCACUGAUAUAGACCUCAGCUUUGAUAG